AUGUCAGACUACGACAUCGUCAUCGUCGGCGCCGGCAUCGUCGGGUCGCUCCUGGCCGCCAAGCUCGCCCCGCACACGCGCCUCCUCCUCGUCGACCGCGAUGUGGCCGCGCUGCCCGGCUCGACGGGCCAUGCGCCCGGCUUCGUGGGGCAGGUGAACACGGUCGGCGCGCUGAGCGAGGUCGCGCGCCGCAGCGUCAAGCUGUACUCUUCUAUUCCGGGCGGCUUCAACACCGUCGGCGGGAUGGAGGUCGCCAUCGCCGCGCCCGAACCGGACAUCACGGCCGAUAUCCACGCCGUCGACGCGCUCAAGGCGCGCGCGGCGCUCGCCGAGGCCGCUGGCCUGCCCCACGAACUGCUGUCUGGCGCCGAGGCGCGCGCCCUCGCGCCCACUUUUCUCGACGAGCGCGCCCUCGCCGCCGUCUACUUCCCCUCCGACGGUACGGCCAACGCGAAAGCGAUCGCCAAGUACGGCCAGGACACGGCCAAGGCGGCGGGCGCAACGCUCCUCGACGGCGACGUGAGCGGCAUCGUUAAAACGGCAACAGGCUACCGCGUCGACUCGUGCCAGGGGUCGUUUACCGCCGCACAUGUCGUCGUCGCGACGGGGGUCUGGGGCGGCCAGCUCGUCCCGAGCCUCAAGGCGACCGCGGUCUCCGUCGCCCACCCGUACGGGUACAGCACGAAGCGAUCCCCGCGCCCCAUUGCCCAGCCCUUCAUUCGGUGGCCAGCAGCGCACGUCUACGCGCGGGACCACGGCCAGCGCGACGGCGUCGGAAGCUACGACCACGAGACGGUGCACUAUGCGCUCCAGCGCGUCGGCGCCCUCGACAGCGCUUAUGGCGACUGGGAGAGCCGGAUCGCGCCGGCGUUCAACCGCGCGCUCGGGCUGCUGCCCCCGCGCACGGCGGCGACCUUCAGGAGCUACCGUACCCCCAGCAGAGAGGACGUGCACCCCGUCGCGGCGGGCAGCGUGCCGUACGCCUUCAACGGGUUGUUCACCGUCACGCCUGACGCGCUCCCGCUCUCCGGUGCGCUGGAUGUGGCCGGCCCCACACAGGGGCUGUGGUGCUCCGUCGGCGUGUGGGUCACGUCCGCUGGUGGCGUCACGGGCGUGCUCGCCGACCAGAUCCUCGAGGCGCUGGGCAAGAAGCCGGCGGGCGGCGUCGAUGCGCACUUGAGGAAGGCGUUUGACCCCCGCCGGUUUGACGGCCAAGACGAGCGCCAGCUCGAGACGGCCGCGCUCGGCAAGUAUAACGAUAUUUACAACAAGACUGAGCAGGACGGGAGCAAGGGGCUCAAUUCGAGGCUGUAG
Molecule: messenger RNA, 1314 nt
Organism: Vanrija pseudolonga
Lineage: Eukaryota; Fungi; Basidiomycota; Tremellomycetes; Trichosporonales; Trichosporonaceae
Gene: dmg
Product: Dimethylglycine oxidase
Exons: 1
Coding region: 1-1314 (437 amino acids)
Cellular component (GO): cytoplasm
Molecular function (GO): oxidoreductase activity
Source: RefSeq, a predicted model, not a curated record